AUGGCAUUGGAUGGAGAUAUACGAAAACGGAUGACAAUGAUGAAUAAUCGCAUAAAUCGGCCAUCAAUACCAAGCAGUCCUUCACAUCCACCUUGUCAACGACCAACCUAUCCAGUAUCAUCAUUCGUGCUUAAUCCACAUAUACCAUCAGAUACGCGCUCACCAAAAUCACUAUCAGAUGGAAGUAUAACUAAUUCAUCUAGUUCAUGUACCAGCUCUUUGCAACAGCAUUUUUAUGGGUAUCAAUAA
Messenger RNA from Loa loa (African eye worm), 249 nucleotides. RefSeq lists its product as hypothetical. The record is from RefSeq and is a predicted model, not a curated record. The transcript is spliced from 2 exons. Bases 1 to 249 code for a protein of 82 amino acids. NCBI's taxonomy places the organism in Eukaryota, Metazoa, Nematoda, Chromadorea, Rhabditida, Onchocercidae.